CACAUCAGUCUUGUUGAAGAGUUUGUCAAGUGAAGGUCUCUAUCGAGCUUGUCUAUUAAAAAUUUACAAAAAAAUAUUUGAAAAGAAAGUGUGAAGAUGGCCAAAAAUCAAAUGAUGGAAGUGGAAAAUAACUCAACUGCCGAAACGUUUCCUUUGAACUACGAUUGCUCGUACGAAUUGUUUAAGCAUGUUGGAUUCGAGGAGUGCAUCAACUUAGCAGAGGCCUACCAUGGACUACGACCAGUUGCCAAAUGGAUAUGCGAGAGAAGAUUCAACAAAUUUGCUUUGGAUUUCCAGAAGCCUGUAAACCGCAUCCUGAGUUAUGCAGGACGAACCGCAACGGCGCUGAUUUUAACGCUAAACAAGGCCAGAUAUACACCGCGUGAUCUGAUAAAAAUCCAUCGUGCUUGCAAACAAUUGCGGUGCCUUACACUCAACGGAUUUGACAUGGAAAAAUUUCAAUGUAAUCCAUUUGCUAACUUUGGCAAUGGAAAAUUGGAAGAGCUUACACUGAAUGAGUGCUCGCUUGCAAAUGAAAUUUCCUUCUUUGAUGGUUACAGAAACUUGAAGAGUUUCAAUAUAUUCAAUUGUGAAGACAUGAAUGUCUUUGCCAUCCAACGGUGCUUUAAAAUCAAUCGAUUAAUCAGUUUUACUUGCAAUGAUCAGUUUUUUCAAGUUCCACAGAUGCUGACACUGUUACCCACUCUGGAGAGGCUCAGUUUGCGCUAUAACCACUCACAUAUGACACUUGAUAUGCUGUCGCAAUUGCCGUCACUGCGUUGUUUGACACUGCUUUGUGAUCACGAUAAUAUAAACGAUGUGCUGGCCGAUUUGGGGAAGAGUAAUCGUUUGGAAGAACUGGCACUCGUCGAUGUGGACAUAAAUGAACGAACGUUUCCGCUUAUCAAAUCACUUCAGAAUUUAAAACUAUUGUCAAUUACCACGUCAACUAAUUCUUGUUCUUUUCCAGCAUCCAAUGAUUGGCCUACGAAUCUCAAGAAACUAAAAUUGGAAGGUUUUCGCAUCGCUAAUGGCAAUAUCGCGCCGGUGGUGGAACAACUUAUAAAUCUCGAAGACAUGCUUCUAAAGAAUUGCGAACUGUUGCGCAACGAUUUUUGGGUUAGCGAUUUUGAUUGGAUGGCAGAUUUGGUAAUCGAUGAUCUAAGUGGCAAGCGUAUGCACCGAACUCUAAAUGUUGCAAUAUACGUUGAUUGUGACCAGUCACCCAAGACAAUCAAAUCAGCCGAAAGUCUACGCAUCACCAACUACGUAAAAAAUCAAAAUAUGUUCGAGAUAUCGUAUCCUGGAAUGGACGGUCGUUUUCCUCAGAUUCAGCUUUAAAUAUUAGUAGAAAAUAUUUAGUUUCAAUUAAGAAGUUGAGGCUUCUCAGUGUAUGUAAAUAGUUCGAUCAAAUAAUAAAAAUUCCUUAGUUUAUCAA
Molecule: messenger RNA, 1438 nt
Organism: Bradysia coprophila
Lineage: Eukaryota; Metazoa; Arthropoda; Insecta; Diptera; Sciaridae
Source: RefSeq, a predicted model, not a curated record